UGAAUAUUCAUAAAUAUUACAUUGACAUCAGUUAUCAGUGUCAUCACUCAGUUUAAUUUUUGUAUAUUUAAAAUACAAUUUUUUAUUUUAGCAGUAAAAAAAAUAAAAACCUCAUACUUAAGCAUUGCACGAAAAACUAAGUUUAAAAAAGGUAAGAUAAAAUUUAAUUAUUGUUGAAAGAUUAAGAAAUAUGCUCAGUAGUUAAAUGUAAAACAGUACUCAGUCUUCAAUGACAUUAUUUUAGACUUUCUAAUAAUUAACAUUAGUAGAAAUAUUAUAAAUUAUGUCCAUUGAACAUCAAUUAUAAAGCAUAUUCCAUUAUUAAAAAAAAAAUAGUAUAUCUGACCCCUAUGUAUUUGAAUUCUUAGAAUCUUAUUAAUUUAUUUCCAUUUUAUAUAUCUUGCAUUGAGGCUACAAUAAUCAUCAAAAUCUUAUGUCAGUAUUAAUUAACAAAAACAAAUGUUAUAAAUUAUAACCUAGUAAUAAUACAUCUCCUAAUCAUAACUGAUAAACACAAUUAAAAUAUAUAUACAAAAAUACUUUUUAAUUACAUAACAUAAGGAAAAUCAAAUACAUGGCAAUCACCAAAGGCAUAAAAUAGAAAUUGUUACCUUACCAAACAUAAUAAAGUCCUAUAACUAGGGUAGAUAACUGUUCUUGUGAUAUUGAUAUGAGUUAACUUCCUAAAUAAAAUAAAUUAAUUUGUAGGAAUUGAAAAAAGUCAACAAUGAAAAUAAAAGAUUAGUCUCUAAUAGACAAAACAGAGUUAUAAUAUUGUAACAUGUGACCAUCACAACUUAAAUUUACAAUUUAAUUUAAGUGUAUAUGAUUUUCUAAUAUUAUAAAAUGUAUAGGUACCAUUUUGAUAAAAAAAAAAAAAUGUUUACACUAUAAAUCAACAAAAACUAUAUUAACUCAUUUUUUAAUAAACAAAGAAUAAUUAAGAACAGUAAUUUUAGUAUCUUAAUAAUUUUAAAUAUCGACUGAAUUUAUAUUAUGUUAAUAGAUCAUUAAAUAAUUCAUUUUAAAAUAAUUUGUAUUUGAAAUACUAUUAUAAAAAAAAUGUAUACCAAAAUAUAUUGCAGAACAAUAUAAUAAUACAAUUUAGAUACCUAAGUUCCAAAGUUCUUUAUAGCAAAGUUAAUUACCAAAAUUUGUUAGCAACAAUAAAGAUUUUUAAAGAUUUAGACUUCUUACAUAACAAAAAGUAAAUGUACAAUAUAUAUUAUAAAGAUUUGAUUAACUAGUUAAUUCUAUUAAGUACUUACUUGUCUAUAGCAAUUCAUUUUUUUAAAGAUGAUAUCAUAGUUGAUACUUCCUUACAAAAACUUCAAAUUGUUCCUUUAUAAUUGCACAUAGUAACCAUCCUCAUACAAAAAUCGAAAAAUGUUGCAGGAACGGUUAGGAUGAAAUAUUUCGUAAUAUUUAUAAGACAAUACCUAACCAUAAUAAUAAUACUAUUUGAUCAUAAUAUUUCUAGUAUUAGUACUAGUAAAUAAUGUAUUUACCAACCUAUUUUUAAAUUAUAGGUGAAAAAUAAAUGUUCAGAAAUUGGAGUUCUGCAAUUACAUUUAAAGAAAUACCAGAUAAUAUUCCUUUUGUAUACAAAUAAUAAGACUGUCAGAUCUCUUACAGUAAAUAUUAAAAAUAUAAUAUUCCAAAAUAGGUAUUCACCAUAGCUAAAUUGUGUAUUAAUUAUAGAAUCCUCAGCAAAUCUUCAAACUCAUCUCAACCUAAUGUCUGAAUGGUACACCGAUUGGAGCAUUAAACCGAAUCCCAAUAAGUGAGUACAUACAACAUUCACUCUAUGCCACUCUAUUUAUCCUAAUGUCUAUUUACAUAACAUCUUUAUUCCCACAUCUGACACAGUUAGAUAUCUAGGACUUAACUUGGAUAAGUGCCUCACUCGAAAUAGCCAUAUCCGUAUUAAGAGACUUUCCUUAAACGCCCAUCUUUAUAAGCUUCGAACUUUAUUGGUAAAUAAUAAACACUCCGGAUUAAAAGUAAAAGUUCUUAUGUAUAAAAUAUUACUUAAACCUCUAUGGACAUAUGGUCUCCAAAUAUAGGGUACUGAAAAACUGUCCAAUAUCAAUAAAAUUCAACAAUUUUAGAAUAUUGCCCUUAGGAAAAUAAUGAAUGCUUCACCCUUUGUUUCUAAUUACACUUUGCAUAAAGACCUGUCAAUUAAAACUCAGCUACACGCUUCUACAAAAACUUUCAUGCCUGUCUCCAAACACACCAAAACCCACUCAUUAAAAACCUUUCCACCCAAAUAUUACCUGGCAACCCCAGGCAUUGUCUAAAAUGGAACUGGUUCUGUGACUUGCUAGAAAACUAAACUGGGAGAAAAAAUAUAUAUAUAUAUACAGCUAGAUAAUUAUUCAACUUCCAGUCAAGUGCCACUAGUGGGUGGGUUGCUUCUUAUCAAGUACUCAUGUUAUCUAUAGCCUUUAGCAUAUAUGCUUAUUAUGCACCAAUUGUACAGAUUGUAUAUAUUAUUGUGAAAAUAAAAAAAUAAAAUUAUAGAAUACAAUACAUUGUAGGUAUGUUUAAAUAUCUAGUGUGUCAUGUGUAAGUAGUUAAAUUAUUUUAUUUGAAAACAGUAAUUAAAAUAAUAUUCAAGAGCAAACCAUUUUUAAAAAUUAUCUUUGUAUUAAUAAUUUAUGAGAUAAAACAGUAUAUAACAUAUUGUAAUACAUUUAUUUGCUGAAAUUCAAAGUUGUAUAAAUAUUAAAUUUAUAUAACAUAAGAUAUACCUAUGGCAUAUUUUUACUAUGUUAAAAAAAAACUAUAUGUACUUACUAUCUACCUACUUUUUAGUUUAUUUGAUCAUUCAAUUUAUAUACUUCACUCAUAUUUUAAUCGCUGAUUUUUAAUACAAACUAAUAUAUUUUUUUGUAAUUCUUACUUAUAAUGUUUAAUUAUUAAACACUAAAAUUGAAAAAAAACAAUUAUUUAGGUAGGUACAAUCUACAAUGACAAAAUUUAAGUGUUCAAUAUCAUGGAUUAUUUCAUAACUAUUCAGUUAAACAAAUAAUACAAAAAGGAAAUGCAAAUGAUUAAUACAUAUUCACAUAUUCUAUACACAUUAUAUUAUUUAUUAACAUUUAAAUAAUUCAGUUUUCGGCAAAAUAGUAAAAUUCUUAAAAAAUUCAAACAAUACAAAUAAAUAUAGCUCAAUACAAAUAUUUUAAAUAAAGUUACAUAAUUUUUUGAGCACGUUAAUAUAAACAAAUAAAAUAAAAAUAUAUUUAUACAUAUAUUCAGAUCAAAAAGUAAAUCUCAUCAAUUAUUAAUUAAAUCCUAAAGCAUUAUAAAAAUGUAAAUAAAAUCCAACAUUCAAUAAAAUUAAGUUAAAAUACGAACUAGAUAGUAUAAGCUGUUAACAAUAAAGCAAUAUACAUAAUAAUAAAUAAUUUUCUCAAUAAAUAAGCAUUCUUUGAUCAACAAUAAAUAAUUUAUUCCCUGCCCUUUAAUUUUUUUUUUAAAUUUUUUCUCGUUUUUUUUUUGCAUUUGUGUAACAUUACUUACUGUUGUAAUAAGCAGUAUUAUUAUAAAUAAAAUAAACUAAUAUGGUGCCAGACAAUGUAGUAAAAUGUAGGUAACAAAAAAAUAUUACAAAAAUUCAGAAGAUAACAUACCCUUAGGUUUUUCAAAUGAUUCAGUAAAUAGACUUUUUGAUAAAAAACUAUUUAAACGAGUAAUAGGUCCACCAUGUCCAGCAGGUGUAAUAAGAAUAAUUUUUUUCAAAUAUAAUGAAUUAAUAUAUUUUAACAAUUUAAUGAAUUGUUUUCCAUACUUCUGAUGCAUUGCAAAACUAACAAUACUUAGGAAUUCAACUAACAUGGUAGCGGUGAUGUCUGGCAUUGGGUUUUGAUUCAAUGUACCAGCCAGAAAAAUCCAUGCUUGACUUAGGGCUAUAACUGAUUGAUCAUAUAUUGAUGAAGUAAGUAUAAGGACUGCAUAAAGACGUAGAAUACCUGUCAUACGCUUUAGGUAUUUAUCAUGAGAUUCAAUAUUUCCCAAUGAAUCAAAUUUGUAACCAAAUGAGUAAUGGUCUAUUUGUUGAACAGUUAAAUUUUUUGCUAUAGGAUAACAAAAUGGAACUAAUAAAGGGCAUUUUUGUUUUAUCUCUGCAACAAGUAUGUUUCCGAAUUGGUGAUGCACUUUCCAAAGUUUUAUUAUAACUGCUGAGAUUGCAAAAGCUGCUUCAGUUUUGACACAUAUUACUUCUUCUGCAUAACUGAUAAUUUUUGUAGCUAAAGUUUCCAAACAAAAUGCCAACACUUCCUGAUUAUUACCAAUCAUAACUUGUGUAUUUCCUACAUAAACCAGUUUUCCACUUAACAAAUCAUUUAAUUUAUUAAAUUUGUCAUUUAAAUGAACUGCAUUAGUAGAUGAUAUAGUAUUCACAAGUGUAGUAAUAACUUUGAUUAAAUUUUGCCUAAAUAAUUUUUUAGUAGGAUCAUUUAUAAAUGGUACAUUUUUUAUUUUAUUUAAGUUUUUAAUUAACGCCCUAUUGUUUUUAACCAAAGAACCGUAUUGCCGCUUAAUAGGUCUUAUAUUUUUUUCAUUGGGAAUAUUGACAGAAAAAAUGUUUAAUGGAUUUUUUUUUAAUUUGGUGUUUGCCUUAAUUGUUUCUAGUUUUGCUUGAAUUGGGAUCAUUACAUCAUUUUUAUAUAAUAUAAGAUCUUUCAAUAAUUUUUCUACAGCAAUUAAGGAAACUUCUUCAACAACUUUUACAUUUUUUAAAAUAUCUAAUUGUGAUUUCAUCAAUUGGUAAUCAUUAAUUUGUUUGUCAAUAUUUAUUAUUAACUGUUGGUUGUUUAAAUAAUUAUUGAUGUUAUUUACAAUUAAAACUGCUUUGGUCAGGGCGCCUUUAAAACAUAUUUCUCUAUUACGCUGUUGGGAAUUAAAUACAAUUGUUUGUUGAAUGUUUGUUUGAUUUUUGAUUUGAUCCAAAAACAGUUGGUAAUUUUCUUUUUUAACAAUAAUUUCUUCAUGUUGAAAUUUUGGUUUGGGCGAAAUGUCAUUUUUUUUAUUUUGUAACAUUUCAUCCUUUUUUUUCUGCCACAUUCUAAUUAUUUCUUUAAUUGACUGUUGUACCAUUGUCUUCCGUAUUAACUCCAAUCGCGAAGAUGUAUUGGAACGAAAUUCACAAAACCAUUCACUUUCAUUAUUAUCUCUCCCAAUAACUUUAGAGGAUGAAAAUUUAUUAACAGAUUCAAUGAGGUUUUCCUUUAAAUAAUGACUGUUGACUUCAGAAAAAUUGCUUCUAAUCAAUUUUAAACGGUUUUUCAACAAUGUUGAAGUAUAAUUAUUAUUAUACAUAAACUGUUGACAAAUAUUUUUCCGGAUGAGAAGGGCAUGAUUAUUGAGGUUGAAAUUAAAAAAUGAUGCGUUCGGAGCCAUUAUCUUAUAACGAAUAAGUAGAUUUAUUUUUUUUUUUCAAAAUGUAAUAAUUUGUACUCACGUGGUUUUCAUUGAAAAAUGCGGCAUAAUCCAACCUGGAACAAUAUUUCAUGCAGUAACCAAAAUGCAUUCGCUCUUAACGAUAACUGAACUAAAACUAAAAUAUUUUCAACAACAUAAACAUAGGCACCUAUCUAAAAUUCUUAAGUGCAGCAUACGCGAUUACGAGUUAUACGUCGCCCGUAAAAGAAUAGUCAUAAUUUAUAACUUUAAAAACCGGUCUGACCAGGCGAUUUAGCGAUUAUACACAAUAGUAAUGUGGCCUUAUCACGUAUUAGAACGAUAAACUAAAUUAAAUAUAGUCAAUGCUGGUGAAAUACCAUUUUCCAAACAAUAUAGAUAUAUUUAUACACUGAAAUGUUACCUACAUCGAACAUAAAUGGUAAGUAGAUAGGUCACAGUGUUUCGUAAUUGAUCGAAAUUUCAAUGUUAAAACUAUUAAGUAGGUACCUACUUUAGAAGUAAAAUAGAGACCUAAUACAAUAAUAUAAAUAUAGAUAAUAUAAUUAGCACCAGUAUUUAUUGAUUACUAUAAUUUCGGCUAUAUUCAAAUGAUUUUUGAAAAAAAAAAAAAAUAAUACUUUGGUGGCUAAUUUCGCCGGGAGAGGACAGCAUCCUACACUGUUCUUUUCUCGUAAAUACGCAUGCCUAUACACCGUAAUGGUUGGUAAUAAUAACUGUUUUCUUUUUCAUCCGUGUUGACCAAGUACGGGACUCGUAAAUCAAUAUAAUAAUAAUUCAAUAAUUAUUGUCGUUCCAAAUAUACCAAUAAUCCUGUAUUAGUUAUCCUUUAGGUUUUAAAGAAACUGGAUUUAAAGAAAAAAGAAGUAUCUUAUGUGUUAACCCAAAACAUAUUCUACCUGUGUGCAUAAUUUCAUACAAAUCAUUUAGGCCAUUUUGGUGUGAUUGGAGCACUAUUCAAACACCGUGCGCCAUAACGUCAUUGUAUCAAAAAUGAUAGGUACCCCUCUACUGUCUCCCUUACCUAAGCAUAAAAGUGGAAUAUUUCGUCAAUGGGUCGACGAAAAAUAGACAUUUAAACACCAAAAUAUACCUAUUUAACACUUCAAAAAUGUAUGACAUUUUUUAAUAUAAAUUGCCACUUGAAAAUUAAAAUUAGGUAGUUAGUUGUUUCUCUCCUAAAAAUUAGGGUGACAAAAAAUAAUGAUACCAUUCUAGUGAAACCAUUUUAGAGCUGCUUUUUUCUUAAAUUUUUAAAAAAAAAAAUAAAAAAUUCAUAUAACACACAGUGUUAUUAUUUAACAGCCAAAGGUUAGGUUCUUAGUUUAGAUUCUACAUCCAGUAACUCUCUGGUUACAUCUAUUUAUGAUUCUAUACAGGCCAAAAAACAAUAGAAAGUGAAUUUUAUAAUGCUAUUUCUCACGGUUUUGUAUAGAGUUCAGCGUAAAAUAAUUCGGAGAAACUUUUUCGACAAAAGAAUAUUAUGUUAUUAUUUUUAUUGAAUGCAUUUUUCAACAAAUUAAUAUUAUUUCUGUUAAAAAAUAUAUAAUAUACUAUAAACAACCGUAGGUAGUUUUUGGAAAUAGCAAAUCAAUACUCUUCUGAAUAACUUGUAAGUAUAUGUGCAAAACAAUUAUAUGUUCUAUUCGACACAGCAUAAUAAUAUUAUAGUAUAUUAUGUCAAUAAUUUAAGAACGUUGAUUUUUUUCUUAUCUGGAAAUCAAAUAAAUAACAACUACGAAUCGUUAAAAAAAAAAAAAAAAAAACCAAAAACAAAUUUACUCGUGGAAAUCUACCUACACAAUAAUAUGAUAUAAUAACGUCCGUGAAGUAGGCCUCUCCAUAUUAACGUAUCAACUCCAAACUAUACCAUUAUUUUGUAACAAAUUUGCAACAAUUUGUAAUCAAAGUUUUAGAAUUUGCAACUAAAUAUAUACGACACAAAACCGAUUUAAUUGAUGGGGGGACCAACUUCACGCAGCCCCCCCCCCCACAUAUCGGCCUAUUGACUCUAAAUUGGUAUCAUUAUUUUGUAACUGAUUUGCAAUUAUUUGCAACCGUUUUCAGAAUUUGCAACCAUUUUUUUUUCGCCACAAAAUCAAUUUUAAAAAUGUAGGUAAACAAUUGGUCUCAAUCUCUUAUCUAUGUUGAACCACAAAACUAACACACAAUAAGUUUGAGGCAUCCUAUCCAUUUCUUUAUUAUCUUGUAUAUGUUACAGUUAAUGUUGUAAAAACGGUUAAUGUCGUUACAUUUAUAUUUUUUGAACAUAAAAACCGAUUCUAUGCUAUUAGUUUAAAUACUAAAAUGUAUGAGCCUAUUAUCAAACUUAAAGGAAAGAACAUUGUCUGUUUUUGUACGUCGGUUUUUUUUCGGUGUUUUAAUUUUCAAGUGAGUUAAAAGCAUGUGAAAUAUUACAAUUUAAAAAUUGUCGAAUCUAGAUUAAAAAUUAAAAUAUUGAGAAAAAAAGUUACGUACAAACACAAACAAUAUGCUUACCCUUAAGUUAAUACGCCAAAAUAUUCCAAUAUUAAAACGAACAGCAUAAAAUAGGUUAAAGUGUAAUUAUAACAACAUUAACCGAUUUUACAAUAUUCACCUUAUAUAUAUAUCCGAUAAUUGCGACAAAGUAAAUACAAACGAAAUUUAAGAUAACUCAUUUUCUGUUUAGUUUAAGAGUUUUCACUUUUCAACAAUGUUUGUCGUAAAUUUUGUAAUAAACUAAAUAUUUGUUGUACUUAGUGCUAACAAAAAAUAUUAACCGUAAUGUAGUAAUUUUUUUAUGAGCAAUUUAAAAUCUUAAAAACUUAAUAAAUUCGCGUAGAUAAAUUGAAAAGUUGUGAAAGGUGACGCAGUGUUAUUGUAGUAUAGUACUCAGGUAUUUACAAGUAUUGGUUUUUUUCCAGAUAAAGUUAAGAUAAAGGUAAAACAUGGAAGUGUACCAAUAAUAAAUAGUCCCAGACGUGUCCUCAUAAAAUUAAUGGGAAAAUUAAAGGAACUUUUAAAAAUGUUAUGUUCUAAGAAAAUAAUUGAGAAAAUUUAAGAGCCAAGUGAAUGACAAAACAGUUUAGUAGUAAUUGAAAAACCGGAUAAAUCACUUAGAAUGUGUUUAGACUCUAGGGACUUGAAUAAGAAUAUUAUGAGAGAAAUGGUUGAAAUUCCAACCCUAGAUGAAGUUAGAAAUAAAUUAAUAAAUAAAAAAUUGUAUACACUAGUGGACUUGAAAGAUGGGUUUUAUCAAUGUGAGUUGGAAGAAGGUUCAAAAAGAUAUUGUGCAUUCAGUACACCAUAUGGUACAAUUUUAAUAGACUACCAUUAGGAAUAGCGUGUGUACCUAAAUUGUUCCAGCAAUUGACAAAUAAAUAAUUUAGAGAUAUUCAAAAUGUGUGUGUGUGUGUACAUUGAUGACAUUUUAGUUUAUGGUAGAACAAAGGAAGAACACGAUGAGGCUCUUCAAAAAGUAAUGGAUAGAGCCAGGAUAUUAAAUAUAUAAUUUAAUCCAAAUAAAAUACAAUAUCAAAAAAAAUGAAAUAAAAUGUUUAGGUUUGAAAUUUAGUGAAAAAGGAAUAGAACCAGAUGAAGAUAGUAUAAAAGCCAUAUUAGAGUUAAAAAGUCCUACUAAUUUGAAAGAAAAAUGGUAUGAAGGAGAGAUUGUAAAGAAAACAAAAUGGUCCAGGUCAUACUAUGUGAAAAAUGCAAAAGGGAAAGUAUUGAGAAGAAAUAAUUGUUAUGUAAAAAAGAAAUUUAAGAUUAAGGACAAGUUUAUUAAUGAUGAUGUUAUGAAUAUAGAUAAAAAGAGGAUGAUGACAGUAAUGAGAAUAAAGGUUCUGGGAGUCAGACGUUAAUCACUGGCAAUAAUAACAAAAAACAACUAGAGGAUAGUAAGAAAAAAGAAGUGACAGGGUGUAUUAGAACAAGAGCUGGUAAACAAAAUAAAAACCAAAUAAACUUAAUUUGUAGAAUCUUAAGAACUAGUAAUUAGUAUUUGUAUUGUUUAGUUAGCAAGCAUCAUAUUUAAGUAUUGUAAUUUUUAAGCAUAUAACAUAUUGUGUAUCUAUAUUUAUUAAGUUUCUAUAUAUUGUAUUCCUAAAGGAGAUGUUGUAAUGAUAAGACUAUGAUAAGAUAUUCAUAAGAUUGUAAUAAGCACGAGACAUCACAUACGUUAUUAAAUAUGUUAUGUAAAUAUAUAAGGUAUUAAAUAUAUUAUGUUAUUAUACGAGGGCUAAUCAAAAAGUAUCAAGACUGGUAGUAUCAUUCGGAAAAGGAGCAUCGAAAAGCAGUAGGAUUAGUAUCACUUGCUUCUAUGACUUUUUCUGAGUACAUUUGUUUUUAUUGNUUCUGAGUGCAUUUGGUUUUAUUGCUUCUCUAUAAAAUUCUUCGGUUUGAUUUCACUGAUAUUUUUGUAAAAUAUAUUUUUCGAGUUUGGCGAUUUUAUAAUUAACCCAAAAGAAGAGUAACUUGACAGAUUUGGAGAUUUUAGAAAAUUUGUCUGCAUUAUUUUCAGUUUCAGAGGGAUGCAACAUUUCAUGGUUUUUGCCAUUAAAUGUCAACUGAAAAACUGAAAAUGUGCCCUCGAGUGGCAGCGAGUAGCUGCACCUAUCUCCAAUAUCAGGUUUUUUUUUAUUUUAUGAAUUUUAUAAAAUAUUGUACUGAUGCUUCGGUACGCUUCGCUUUAGUCGAGUUCCCUCUUGAAGUUAUUCCCACUUUAUGCACUACUGCCACUCACUAAUCGGCUUACGAAAAUCAAUGAAGAUGUGUGGUUAAACAUUUUCCGAUUUUCAAAAACGUUUGUACACAUCAUUUUAUUCAAUGAUAAAUUGUUAUAAAUAAUAUGUUUUACCAUAAUUAUAAAACAAUAAUUAAGUAACAAAAUUAUGCACCAAAUCAAAGUAGUUAAGUACUAUAAAAAACCGAACAAAGUACGCAAAAUACGAAAUUAUUUAAUAAAGUUACCUUUUCAUACUACACACUUUCUAUCUCACACUCAUAAAAUCUUACUAUAUUAUAAGUAUAUCGCCUCUUUCCCCCGAAAUGGACAUAUUUUAGUUUUUGAUGAAGAGAGAAAUUUUUGAUUAAUAUAUCAAUGAAAAAAUAAGAACUUACAAGUUAAUCUUAAUUUACUUUUUCCUCUAUGUAUUAUCAUAAUAUUGUAACAAUUAAAUAUUUUAUCCAUGUAUUUCAAAGUAAACGAACAAAAUAUAGGUUUUCUACAAACAAUGCAUGCGUGUAUGAAAAAUAAUGUUGAAAUUGUUAUGAUAAAUUUGUAUAUACAAAAUUGUAAAUGAGAGAUGUAGUUGACUAUUGUGAGAGUCAUGCAAAGGGAAUUGUGGGGGCAUAGCCUCCAUGGGUUUUUGAUGCUUCUAUAAUUUUAGCACCUCCAAGUUGGUAGUCUAAUUGUACUAAUAUAAUAUAUUUUUUUUUUUUUAUAAAUUUUAAAAAUAUAAUUUUGACAUAAAUCAUAAAUAUUGUGAUCUUUAAAAAUAUGUAUAACCGAAAUUCGCUUUGAAUCGUAUUUCGUUGGUAAUGGUUUAUCAUUGGUUACAAUUAUAAAUAAAAUAACUUUAUGUAUUUCACCUUCAUAACUACUCACCUACCACAGAGGUCACACCCGUAUCUAUUAUCAGUUAUUUGUAUAUAUUGAAGGUUUUUAUUGAAUUUUUUGUAAUUUUGAAUUUUUUAUGUAAUUAGUGAAAUAAUUGUAGACAAAUUAUAAUUUCUGAAAUUUCCAAGGCUCCUUUUUAGGGGGCUUGUAUACAGCCCUUUAAGUCCAUCCUUAAUUAUCUGUGUAUAAGAUAUAUAUACAUUGUUCUCACUACGAAGUUUGAAUUAUAGAAAAGUGAAAUCAUUUUCGAAUAUUUUUAACCAGCGCAUUAAAAUAAUUAAUUAUUCAUUAAAACGAAUUAAAAUGAAUUUAAUAAUUUAUUUUUAUUUUGUAUUUUACCGGAAACCUAUAUAAUAUUUACAUACUACAAAAUGUUAAUGGCACGUUAACAUCGUUUAUUAAAACAAUUAUUUCCGGCCGUAUCAUUUUUUGAUAAAUCAUACUUGUAUACCUACACAGAUCUGUAUUUAAGCGCAAAGCAGUAUCGUUAUUGGGCCUGCACCAUUGGCUAGCUUAGGAAUCAAUAUAUCCUAAGUACGACUCAGUAGUACAGUAUCUGUACAAGUAUAGGAAUUCGUUUAUAAUUCUUUCCUGGAACGUCAUUUAGGAAGGGGGGCAGGAAAAUCAAUUUUUCCAAUCCUAUAUUUUAAGGUUUAUUUGGGCUGGCUGUCUUAUAUACAUGGGCUGGUUAUAAGGACGUCAACAUGAACUGGCUAUAAAGCAAUAUCAUUAUUACGAGUAUAUAUAAAAUGCCGUAAAUGGCGCGAAAAAAAGUUGUUGGGUGAUUAAAAUUGAGUGAUUAGUGAUAACCUAUUAGUCGGUAUCAGUUAUCGGUAUCAUACAGAUGAGAAAAAAAGUCGGAGGUCGGCCGUCAGUAUCAUAGAUAUAUAAAACAAUAUAUAAAUAUAUAUUUUAUAAUAUAUUUUUUGUUGUCAGUAUAGAUCUAAGAUGAUAUCAUCUCUUAUGUUCAUGGAUGACACACACGUGUGUAUUAUCUAAGUUUUAGCUAGUAUAUGACGAAAAAAAAAAUGAAAAUAUAUUAAAAUCUCAAAAUCCCGUAUUUUAAAUGUUCGAUAACUCGCUUCUCUCGUUCCUCGUAUGUUGAUCUGAAAAUUCCGAACCCGUACGAGAAUUAUCGUACGUAUGGCAACCCUAAUAUUGGUAGUUGCUGUUAUCACCUUAUUAUUUAAGAGUUGCACAAAUUCAGUCAACAGAUGGCGUUGUAAACUAAUGGUCUGCAUUGCAACCCCCGUACGUCUUGUCUCUUCUAUCCUAAUUUGGUACCACUGACAAAUUUACACCAGUGCAUUAGAUCUUAGUCCGUACACACAAUCCACACAUUCAUCAUUUUACUACCGGUAUUUAUUGUUGUUUAAACUACUUCAAACUUCAAACUGCCUUUGGUCACUUUACCGCGCCACAAUUCGUCAUUAUUCGAAUUCAACAUUAUUAGGUAAGAUGAAAUUGUGUUAAUAUAUUUUAUUAUAUACAAAGGUUGAUUUUAUUUAUUCAAUUAUUGCAAACAAAUUUUUGCGCAUUCCUAUGAAAAAUUAUUGAAAAUUCGAAAAAAGGUUUUCAUCAUUAUUUUUGUUCGGUUUAAGAUGCUCACAGAAUCGGAGCGGCAGAGGUAGCAAAAUGUUUGCGGUAACGGAGUGAUAUAAGAUACCGCUGAAACUAACCUACUCAGAGCGAAAUUUAGCAAAAACCUCGUGGUAGUGGUUAUAUCUCUUCUAUAUAUUAUAAUUUAUAAUUUUUAUCUUGUUUAAAUAUUCGACUAAUGUUAACUAUUAUAUCUACACAUGGACCAUGUAUAGAAUUUAUUUUUUAUCUCACACGUGACUUGACAGAUAGGUCAUUGUUGUUGUAUUUCAAAUCACGACUGGACAACAUCUUUAGAUAUUCUCGUACUAUAAUUAGAUAUUAAUUUUUCAUCAUCGAUUUUAGAUUCUGAGCAAAGCGAGGAUUGUAUUGGUUUAACAAUGAAGUUUAUUUUUCAAAUUUUUGGUUUUUAUCUGUGAACAACUUUUCUACUAGAAAUUUUGCUCCGAUUUUUAAAUGUAGUACCUAUUGUUUCUGAUAGAAAAUUUUAGCUGAAUGGUACAUUAAGGUGACCAUUUUUUGAUUUUCCAAGUAGUUUUCAUAAUAAUUUGGAAAAAACUUAGGAGAAUGGGUAAAUUUACGAAAUGUAUUAUUUUCAGCUAUUAAUAUAGCCGAUAGUACAAUAUUAUUACAUUCAUGUAAUCAUAUUAGGAAAAAAGUAAAAAAAUUACUCAUCAAUUACGUAUUAAUCUGCAACUCUGAAAAAAUGGUGGAGUAACAAUUACUAUCCCUUUAAUAUAUCUACUUCUUUAAUUAUAUAUAUUUCUAUCGAGGUAUGUAUUAUUCAUAACGGGUCACUUCCCCAUAACCAUUUCCUCGAAAAACAUUUCUCCGUCCAUUUUUAUCAUCUUAUAAGAAUAAUAAAAUUAAUUAAAAAAAAUAUUAAAAAAUUUAAUCUAUAGAUCAUGUAAAUGGUAAAUAUAAUAUAUAUUUUAUUAUAAUAUAAUGCAUUUAAAAUGAUAUAAUCUAUAGAUCGUGUAAAUAUAAUAUAUAUUACUGUUGCCGUAUAAAUCGUACAUAAUAUUACAGAUAAUCCAUUAUCCAUAAUAUAUGUUGAUUAUUAGUUUAUCGGCGUAUUAUUUGAGUUUUGCACAGAUAACGAAAAAUUUAUAACAAUACAUGUUUUGUUGUAAACAAAUUGAAGCCGAUUUAAUUUAGUGAAAUAGUCGGAGAAAUAUUGAAAUGUUGACGUAUAGAAUAUAUUGGUUCUACAAUCUACAUAAUUAUAUGAUGAACGUGAUUUAGAGGAGUACUUAAUUGGCGUAUUUUUUUAAUUAUUUAUUAAUUUUAUUAUAUAUAUUAUAUUUACGUGAUUUAGGUAUAGAUUAAAUUAGUUUAUAAUUUUUUAAAUUUAUUAUUAUCAUAAGUUUUUUUAAAAUUAAAUUUUGAAUAAUUUGAAUAACUGAAUAAUUAUAUUUUUUAGAAAAGAAUACUAUCAGUAUGAUGAAAGUGUGUAUUUUCAUCUUUGGGAUAUUCACAAUAAACACGUAUGACUGCGAGGUUAUACAAGACUUACCAUCAUCUCAGAAAGAAAUAAUAUCUACAAAUCUUGAUGGAAUAAAAAUGAUUGAAAACUGUGGUUUUAGACAUAAACCAAUACUGGACUAUUGUUCGAGUUACGAUGAGUCCAAAGACCAAUACGGUAUUAUGCUAAUAUUUAAACUAGAUUAUAUUUGUAAUGUAAUGCUUAGAUAAAGAUGAUCCUAUGUAGCCUCUAGGUAAUUUGAGUAAGCUGUCUGUUUAUAUAAUAAUAGUAUUAUUUAUAUUUAGGCGGGUCCCUGAGGGGGGGAGCGAUGGGAUAGACCACCCCCCACUCCACCCAAGAGAAGUAGACUUAUAUUGGAAUUUUGCAUAAUCUGCAAUGGUCCAAAAGUAGAUAUAAAAGAUAUGAUUAAUAUAUUAUAUGACAUUAUUUAUUAGAUUCUGAGUGUAGUGAAGAAUGUAUUGGUUUUACAAACAUUUUUAUUUAUAUUUGUAUUUAUUUAUACAGUGACAAAAAUUUCUACCAGAAAUCUUGCCCCGAUAUAUACGUAUAGCACCAUUUCUAAAAGAAAAUAUUACCUUAGUAGGUCAUUUUUUGAUUAUCCAAGUGGUUUUCAUAAUAUUUGGGAAAACUCGUGAGAAAACGGAAGAAAAACGGAAAAUUUACUAAAACAAUCCUUUUUAUUAUUUUCAGUUGUGUUAUUUGUAGUAAUUUAGUUAAAAAUAUUCAUAAACUUUUUUUCUAAAAAUCGAAAAAUCUAAUAACAAUUAACAACACAUUGUUUUUUUUUCCAUUUAUUUCUGAAUUACUUUAUUGAUUAUACAAUAUACAUAUUAAAACAGUUUACCAAGCACCGUUUCAAUGAGUGUACAAACUAAAAAACCAAAUAUUCUAUAGGUACCUUCCAAAUUGUUUCUACCCACAGAUAUAUAUAGUAUAUAUCCUUUCCCAUGAAGAUAUACCUAUUGUAAUAUCUUAGGAGAUAAUCAAUUUUUUUUUUCUAUAUUACUCACUAGGAUAAUGUCUAUGAAUAUUUAAAUUGCAAUUAAUUUUUAUGUUUUGGUAAAAAAUAAAAAAAUAACUGUUUAUUAUUUUUGAAAAAUUUGAAAACAGCCAUUUUAUAGAGAUUAUUCUUUUGGACAUUUGAUGCAUCAACUUUAUUUUCAUUAAAUUCGUGAUUUUCAAUAAUUUUUUACUGUUCAGAGAAAAGAAGUACAGUUAACUUAUAAUAAUAAUUAAUUAGAGAAUUUGAUUACAGCCAGCAGCAUAAUUACAGACACUCUGGACUUUAAAAGAUUAUUAAAAAUCGCAAAUUUAAUAAUAAUAAAAAUUUGACACAUACAAGUUUUUAGAAAAAUAUACUCUAUAAAAUUAAAUUUUUCAAAAGUAAUAAAACAAAAACUAAUUUUUCAAUAAUUUUUUUAUCAAAAUACAAUAAAAUGAAUUGCAAUAUAAAUAUUUGUAGUUCUUAUCCCUAUAAAUAAUAUAAAAUAAAACAGAAUUUGAUUAUUUUUAUUAUCUCUGGAGAUAUUACAAUGGGUCUAUUUUCAUGGGACAUUGUAUCUGUGUUUUUAUCUAUAACAGUGGUCUAUCCAUGGUAUUAUACUAAUUUUAUAUUUUAUAUAUAUUUAAAAAAUAAAAAAAACUUCUAUAAUUUAUGUUAAUAAUAAUGUUAAUUGUUGUUAUUUUUUGUUGUUGUUUUAGGAGAAGAAGCCCUCUACCAUGUUUUUGAACAGUGCCCAGCAUAUCUUAGCAUAAAGGGCUGUUCGAUUGAGUGUGUUGAAUUUUUUUUUGAUUUGAAUUGUAAAAGGUUAAGCCAGUAAGUAUAUGAACCCAAGUUAUCAUUUUGGAUAAGGUAAUAAGUACUUUCUACCAAUUACCUUAUUUAAGAGGAAGCCCUACUUGCAUUUUCUGUCUAAAUAAUCUAAUUAAUGGGAAACAUGGCAAAUUUGCCACUUAGAGAAUACACUGUAGUACAAAUUUAAAAAUAACAGUAUAAACAUAAAUUAAAAACAAAAUUUAAAGAAGAAAUUAUUUUCGAAGGUACUAUGUUGUUGCUUUUCAAAAAUAUUGUCAAACCAAAAGUACACAAAUAAUUUAAAAAAAAGGAAAAACUAACAUGAUUGUGACCUAUUUUUAUUUGACAAUACUUUCUUAAAAAAUAACAUAAUGCUCUCAAAAAAUUCUUCUCCCUUAAAUUUUGUUAUUUUAGUUUUAAUUUUAAUUUUAUUCUGGAUGCCAGAAUUUUUGUUGAAAUAAGUAAAUUAUUUUGCUAUGUUGACUAUGAUAUAAUUAAUAAUUAAUGAGUAUACUUAAAUAAUUCUGUCAGUAUAAUUUCAUAACCCUUAUUUAUAACAAUUUACAGGGAAAAGCUACAAGAAAAAUAUAAUAAGCAGGAGAAUGAUCAAUUGGAAUUCAAGUAUAUGAAUUUUUUAAGGCUGUCUUCUAUAAUUGCGUAACUUUGUUUACUGCCUGACAAUUGAUACAAUAUUAUACAGGGAUAUUUUUUAAACAAUCAUUCUGAUGUAUCCUAACUAGGUAUUUAUAUUAUAAAUCAAUGUAGAAAUGACAAUUAACUUUUUAUACUUGUAUUAAUUUUAUG
Cinara cedri is the source of this 16719-nucleotide messenger RNA. NCBI's taxonomy places the organism in Eukaryota, Metazoa, Arthropoda, Insecta, Hemiptera, Aphididae. The record is from the annotation of a GenBank genome assembly.